GAAGGCACGCCGGUCGGGGUCGUGUCCCGUGGCGGUAUGGAGGCGGAAAAAAAAAAAAAAAAAGAAAAAAAAAGAAAAAAGAAAGAAAAUAAAAGAAAAAUAAAAGAAAAAUCUCUUCUUUACCCCCACAAAAACGUGAUUUAAUUCUGACAAGAAUAAGCCGUCGAAAGACUAUCGCAAAAAAAAGGAGUUAUGAAAACAUUUACGGCCUGUGUACCUGAAGAAGGAAACCCGGUAACGCCAGGAGCGAGCGCUGCUUGGCGGCGCGGAGCCGGGGUGGCGGGGGAGCCCCGGCAGCGUCUCUGCUCCCCGGAGCCAGGCCCGGCGCUGCCCCUCAGCCUUCCGCCGUCACUUCCUCGGCUCCAGCCCACAGAAAGGGGCUGCGUGGCGCUGCCCAGCAGAGCCCGACCAGCACCCCCCGGGGGGCACCGAUUCGGGGAUUUUAGGCCUGGAAGGAAGCUCUCGUGACGGCCUGACCUAAUCUUUGAUGCUCGGAAUUUUCUCAACACUUCUCACCUCUGUCAAAAAACAUUAUCCCGCUUUAAAUCUACAAAAGGCGAAACUGCACCACCUUUCUACCUUUUUAGAAUGGGGAACAGUCUGCCUACUUCUGUAAGAUUGUCUAAUGAUGCUGCUGUGAAUCAAAUACAGGAGAUUAUUUCAGACAACUGUGUGGUGAUUUUCUCUAAAACAACAUGUGGCUACUGCAAAAUGGCAAAAAAUCUUUUUGAGGGUAUGAAUGUAAAUUAUACAGCUGUAGAACUGGACAUGAAUGCAAAUGGAAGUCAGUUCCAAGACAUUCUUGAACAGAUGACUGGCGGCAGAACAGUCCCAAGAGUGUUUGUCAAUGGGACUUUUGUUGGAGGUGCUACAGAUACUCAAAGGCUUCAUGAGGAAGGCAAACUGCUUCCAUUAGUUCAUCAAUGUCAAGUGAAAAGAAAAUCCUGAACAGCUAUCUAGCUUAGCUUAGUCUUCCUUUCUAUAAAUGGAAUUUCAGACAAGUUAGAUCAUCACGGAGAUACACUGCAUCAGCAGGACUCGACAGCUUCAAGCCACGGAUUCCUGAAUCAGAGAUUGUUCACUGACACAGACUCUAGGACUCAGCAAAUGAUCUUGAGUCCCUGCCUCAGCUUUACAACCAAAAUGGUGAUAAAACACAUGUAACUUGCGGCUCAAAGUGUGCGAUAGUGAUGUCAUUGUAUUGCUACUACAUCCUGAUCCUACACUUCAGAGAAGUAAGACUGUACAAGAAUCCUGUCUGUUUUUCUGCUGCAAAUUAGUUUGCUUGCUCGCUUUGUUCCAAUAGUUACAGUAAAUGGUCAGUUUAAUGUAAUGAUUCCUUUAAUUAUUUUCUGAAUGUCAAAUUGUAAUCAUGAAGAAAACGUGAAGCACAACGCGUCUGUAGCGAUAUUGCUGUCUGCAUGUCUGCCUCUCUUGCAUCUUGGUGUCUGAUCACCUAGCUACCGAACUGCACAUCCAAGUUGCUACCAAAAAGGGAAUAAAGAUUCUUGCAGCUUUCAUCUUUAUGCUGCACUAUGAA
This is a messenger RNA of Tyto alba (common barn owl), 1540 nucleotides long. RefSeq names its product glutaredoxin 2 (gene GLRX2). The record is from RefSeq and is a predicted model, not a curated record. The coding region runs from base 589 to 948 and encodes 119 amino acids. The transcript has 4 exons. NCBI's taxonomy places the organism in Eukaryota, Metazoa, Chordata, Aves, Strigiformes, Tytonidae.